Messenger RNA from Cercopithifilaria johnstoni, 1656 nucleotides. Lineage: Eukaryota; Metazoa; Nematoda; Chromadorea; Rhabditida; Onchocercidae. The record is from the annotation of a GenBank genome assembly.
AUGUCAUCCGAUUCAAUCAAUCCAACAUCUAUAUCAAGUCAAAGUUCUGAAAACAUUCUGAUGCUAAUGAAUGUUUUAUAUACACCAGGCUUUCCACUUCAUGCUCUCACUCUUCCACUACUAAAUGGUCGUACGAUGCAUGCGCUAUAUGCGAUCAGUUUUGUUAUCUAUUCGUUUACCAAUCUAUGCGAUUGGAUUUUUGUUUAUUUCACUCUUCGUGGCUAUAUCACAUCAUUUCCAUUAAAGACUUGGCUUGCUAUAGCACUUGUUUCGACAACAGUUUUUGGCUCUAUGCUAACAUCACUUCUAUUGGUACUUUGUAUUGAAAAUGCAUUUGCACAUCGUCUUGAUAUCGUUCCAUAUCGAAGUGGUUUUGCUAUCAUUUAUGAAGCAUUUAUACAAUGGGUUCAGGCAUUUAACAAUUUCCGAAUAACAUUCCUAUUUAUGAUUCUUCACGACAUGCCUUUGACAAUUAUGAAUUUUAUCUUUAUUACUUCCUGCCAAUGUAUUGGUCCACAAAUUUUUCAAUUACCGCUGAUAAUAUCAUCAUUAGCAACAACUAUAAGUAUUCUAUGGCGUUUAGUGAUGUUAUAUUUCGCAUAUCGUCGAAUGAUAUUUCCUUUGAAACCUUUAUCACAUGAUGAUACAUAUAUCCGACAACCAACAAUCUGUGAACAAUUGAAAUUAAAUUUGAGUCAAAAGAAUUGUGGACGUUUAAAUGAUUACGAUGAAUUAUGGCCAAUUAGAUAUAGCGUUCGAAAGAUCUAUUUACCUGUGGUAGAAGGUAAUCAUGAACAACAAAAUGUACCUGUAAAAUUUAAUGAACAAUUACAUGGGAAUGCAUUACUUAAGCUUCGAUUCUUAUUGACACCUAUUUUAAAAGUUAUUUUAACAUUUUUACUAGCCCUUAUUUUAUAUUUGUUAUCAAUAUUAACCUGUUGUGCGCCAUGCUGUUAUCAUUACAUCUGUAGCUCAAGAAGUUUUUAUCAUCGUCAUAAAUGCUCAACUUCCUUUGUCAGGUUUUUUUCACAAGGAUUCCAUUGGACAUUAUUUAUAACAUCAUUACUAUUAACAAUUAUAUUAUUUGUUUUAAAUGUUAUCUUAUUAUCAUCUGUACAUGGAUUUGGUAACAAUCAGAUACCAUUUGAAAUAAGCCAUAUUUGUGUAGCAAUUUCAUCAUCACAAAAAACGAUUCAAACAAGCAUUGAAACAAAUUCCAAAGAAUAUUUGAGUACAUCAGAAUUGCAAUACAUAUGUAAACCGAUUUGGGAGGAUGGCGGUUUCAAGAUUGGACUUAAUAGACAAGAAGCUGGCAUUUGGCAAACACGAAUAACAUUAACUGAAAAACAAAUUCUAGCUAUUUCAACAAAAGUUGAAAUGGAAUAUGAGAAUGAUCGGCAAAAUCCUUAUCAUACAUUAUAUUAUGAUUAUGUAUUAUUGCAACACAAUGAUGCAUUACCACAAAGUACUUGUAUACCUGGAAAUAAAACAGAUUGGAAAUUCAUAAAUGAAAUUAAUGAAUUAGCAUGGCCAUACUAUGCAGCAUGUGAUCGUACAUGGUCGAUUAAAUGGAUUACUUUAAUUGAUUGUAGCUUAUACAACAAUCAUGAUAAUUUAGAGAAUAAAAAUUCUUAUUUUGAUUAUGUGCUUUUUUAA